AUGGCUCAAGGGGGCUCUUUCUGCCGUUCUUCUCCUAUAAAUGGAAGUUGCUUUGCAAAUCUAGGAAAGUCUCUGGAUUUGUUUGGAACAGCAUUUCAGCCCAGAGAUGAGACAAACUCACAGUACACAGCAGGGGAAGGAGAAGGAAAAGUCCCCCAUAUCAUUCUGGCUGGGACUCAUGGGAAAUUCUGGGAAAGGUCCAGGCAGAACAGCCUGGAAGAAGAAACCACCAGUUGGGUUGUACAUCACCCUUUCAAGGAGUUCUGCUAUAAGGAGGUUGAGGGACCCCGAAAGCUUUGCAGCCAACUCCACCACCUUUACCGUCAGUGGCUGAAGCCAGAGAAGCACACAAAAGCUCAGAUGCUGGACCUGGUGGUCCUGGAGCAGUUCCUGGCCAUCCUGCCCCCAGAGAUGGAGAGCUGGGUCCGGGAGUGUGGAGCGGAAACCAGUUCCCAGGCAGUGGCCCUCGCAGAAGGUUUCCUCCUGAGCCAGGCAGAGGAGAAGGAGCAGGGAGAGGUGCAGGUGAGAGAAUGUUACCAGGUUACUCAAGAUGGUCACAGCAUGAAAACUAGUGGUACUAAGUUCUUAAAUGAUUCCCUUCUAGGGCUAAGAAAAACAGGAAAAUAUUUCAUUUCCUUACUAAGCAGAUUAUACUAUUAG
Molecule: messenger RNA, 660 nt
Organism: Candoia aspera
Lineage: Eukaryota; Metazoa; Chordata; Lepidosauria; Squamata; Candoiidae
Product: zinc finger and SCAN domain-containing protein 12-like
Exons: 1
Coding region: 1-660 (219 amino acids)
Source: RefSeq, a predicted model, not a curated record